Molecule: messenger RNA, 1265 nt
Organism: Malaya genurostris
Lineage: Eukaryota; Metazoa; Arthropoda; Insecta; Diptera; Culicidae
Product: cytochrome b-like
Exons: 1
Biological process (GO): mitochondrial electron transport, ubiquinol to cytochrome c
Cellular component (GO): membrane
Molecular function (GO): electron transfer activity
Source: RefSeq, a predicted model, not a curated record
CCAACUAAUAUAAUUACAUAUUUAUUAAUUAAUUAUUUAUUUUUAACUUUACUAGUAACAGUAAAAAUUACAAAAAAAAAUUUUGGACCUUUACGACCAAUAAAUUAAUUUUAAUUUAUUUAUGUUUAAACCAUUUCGUAAAACACACCCUUUAAUUAAAAUUAUAAAUAAUUCUUUAAUUGAUUUACCUACUCCAAUUAAUAUUUCUGCUUGAUGAAAUUUUGGAUCUUUAUUAGGAUUAUGUUUAAUUAUUCAAAUUUUAACUGGAUUAUUUUUAGCAAUACAUUAUACUGCAGAUAUUGAAACUGCAUUUAAUAGAGUUAAUCAUAUUUAUCGAGAUGUAAAUAAUGGCUGAUUUUUACGUAUUUGUCAUGCAAAUGGAGCCUCUUUUUUUUUUGCAUGUUUAUUUUUACAUGUAGGACGAGGAAUUUAUUAUAAUUCUUUUCAUUAUAUUCCCACUUGAAUAGUAGGAACAAUCAUUUUAUUUAUAGUUAUAGCAACAGGAUUUUUAGGAUAUGUCUUACCUUGAGGGCAAAUAUCUUUUUGAGGAGCAACUGUAAUUACUAAUUUAUUAUCUGCAGUACCUUAUCUUGGAAAUGAUUUAGUUCAAUGAAUUUGAGGAGGAUUUGCUGUGGAUAAUGCUACAUUAACACGGUUUUUUACUUUUCAUUUCAUUUUACCUUUUAUUAUUUUAGCUUUAACAAUAAUUCAUUUAUUAUUCCUACAUCAAACAGGAUCUAAUAAUCCUUUAGGAUUAAAUAGAAAUAUUGAUAAAAUUCCAUUUCAUCCUUAUUUUGUUUAUAAAGAUUUAUUUGGAUUUAUUAUUUUUAUUUGAAUUUUAAUAACUUUUAUUUGAAAAUUUAAUUAUUUAUUAAUAGAUCCAGAAAAUUUUAUUCCAGCUAACCCAUUAGUAACUCCCGUUCAUAUUCAACCUGAAUGAUAUUUUUUAUUUGCAUAUGCUAUUCUUCGAUCUAUUCCUAAUAAACUAGGGGGAGUAAUUGGAUUAGUAGCCUCAAUUUCUAUUUUAUUUAUUUUACCUUUUAUUCAUAAAAAUAAAUUUCAAGGACUACAAUUUUAUCCAAUUAAUCAAAUUUUAUUUUGAAAUUUAACAAUUAUUUUUCUUUUACUAACUUGAAUUGGAGCACGACCAGUAGAAACUCCUUUUGUAUUAACAGGUCAAAUUUUAACUAUUUUAUAUUUUUCUUAUUUUUUUAUUAAUGUUUUAAUAUUAAAAUAUUGAGAUAAAUUAUUAAAUUAAACUUAAA